This is a messenger RNA of Dreissena polymorpha, 1503 nucleotides long. Its product is annotated as prohibitin-2-like. The record is from RefSeq and is a predicted model, not a curated record. Gene Ontology annotation, biological process: mitochondrion organization. The coding region runs from base 85 to 990 and encodes 301 amino acids. NCBI's taxonomy places the organism in Eukaryota, Metazoa, Mollusca, Bivalvia, Myida, Dreissenidae. Gene Ontology annotation, cellular component: membrane; mitochondrion. The transcript is spliced from 9 exons.
AGCAAGCGUUUUUAUGAUUUCGAUCAACACGUGGUAGCCAUCUUGAAUUUGAACAGCCGGUCACUUCUUGCAUAAUUUAUAAACAUGGAUCCAAAAAACGUUAAAGACUUCGCAGAAAGGUUAAAAAAGACGGGCCGAGGCGCGGGAAUUGGUGGUGGAGCUCUUGCAGUAGCAGCCGGUGUCGCAUACGCACUGUCAAAGUCGUUUUACACAGUGGAUGGUGGUCACAGAGCCAUUAUCUUCAGUCGGCUUGGAGGAGUUCAAAAAGAAAUUUACAGAGAAGGAUUACACUUUAGAGUUCCUUGGUUCCAGUGGCCAAUUAUUUAUGAUAUACGAUCAAAACCCAGAAAGAUCACAUCUAUAUCAGGCAGUAAAGACUUGCAGAUGGUAAACCUGUCCCUCCGUGUGUUGGCGCGGCCUGAUGAACGCCUCCUGCCUGAGAUGUACCAGGAGCUGGGUCUGGACUAUGAUGAGAGAGUGCUGCCUUCCAUCUGUAACGAGGUGUUGAAAAGCGUCGUGGCCAAGUUCAACGCCUCUCAGCUCAUCACGAUGCGUCAGCAGGUGAGCCUCAUGAUCCGUAACGACCUGGUUGAGCGGGCGCGAGACUUCCACAUUGUGCUGGAUGAUGUCUCCAUUACCGACCUCACCUUCAGUAAAGAGUAUUCCACUGCUGUAGAGUCAAAACAGGUAGCCCAACAAGACGCUCAGCGAGCCACGUUCUAUGUAGACAAGGCAAAGCAGGAGAAGCAACAGAACAUUGUCAAGGCCCAAGGAGAGGCACAGGCUGCCAAACUCAUAGGCAGAGCCAUGGGUCUCAAUCCUGGAUACCUGAAGCUGAGAAAAAUCAGAGCUGCACAAAAUAUUGCACGAACCAUUGCACAAUCCAAUAACCGUGUGUACUUGAAUGCCGAGACGUUGAUGUUGAACAUACAAGAUGAAGAGUUUGACAGAUCCAGCGAGAGACUCUCUAGUGCAGACAGGAAACGAUAGUGGGUACGAGAAAACAGGAAUGUCUCAAUUACCAAUGAUGUAGGAAGAACUGACCAGUGACCCAUCGCCAAGUGACCGUGUCUAGAAUUGACAGACAUUGUUGUGAUGUAUCUGACCAGUGAAACGGUCUUGGGUGAAAAUAUUCAUGUUAUUGAAAUUAAUUAAAUAGCUAAGCUAUGUUUUUUAUAAUAAGUUGAACUUUUUAUACUUCAUUUCCAUUAAAGUAACUAAAGUAAAGCUAUGGGAAAAAAAUGAUCGAAGGCCUGAACCACUUGAUUAAAGAAUUAAGAAGUCGUCUGGUUAACAAGUAAUAACAUUUUAGAUGUGUUUUUAGUUUAAACAUAAUUAAUUUAAAUGUGACAAGGUUGUUACAUGGAUUGAUGCUUGAAAAUUUACAUUUUAUAAAUGCAAGUAUAUUUUCUAUUCUUGCAAUACAGAUUUCAAACACUAAAAUAUGUGUACUUGUUAUAGAUACAGUGAGAUAUAUGAUUGUAAUAAAAGUUAUGUAACAUA